ACAUUUCAAUGAAAUCUCGCACAUCAAUAAUAAUUAGCUGUUGUUAGUCGCCUUGUGAAAAGAAAACCUGCUAAUCUACUCGCCUCAGUUGCACAAAUGCGUGUAUCGGAGAGGACGCUUCUAUUAUUCGAGGAAGAUUAUUAAACAGAAUGUGUAAAAUACGCCGACCGUGUGUGAGAAUCUGAUAAUUAAAUUCUAUAUAAUUGUCCUCUACAUUAUGGAGCGGGCCACAAUAACCCGAAGCAGCCUCGGCUAAUGAGUAAAAGGAUUACCAAUAGAGAAAAGCUGCACUACUGCAGGAAUUGAUUUACUUGCUCGCCAACAGUCCUGGGAGAUGGCGGGAAUGAGUGAUAUAAGUAAUAUCUUUACCUACCCGAGAAAAAAUGGAUAGUGAGGUAGAAUCAACUAUUGAAAAAUGAUGGGGAUGAAUUUCCCUUUGUGGACAUUUAUGGUUGAAAAGAUAUUUGUGAUAUUUUGUGUGCAUUUAUUGCGUGUUUGUGCAGAGAAUCAAGCAUUAUCGGCUUAUAUUCCAGGGGACAUAAUUAUUGGUGGACUGUUCCCUAUUCACCAGAAAAGUUCCGGGGAUCGCCGAGCAUGUGGUGAAAUCAAUCUAGACCGAGGAGUUCAGAGAGCAGAGGCCAUGUUACACACAAUAGAUAAUAUUAACAAAAAUCCUGAAAUACUCCCAAAGAUCAAAUUAGGCGCUAAAAUAUACGAUACUUGCGCUCGGGGAACGUUUGCACUAGAACGAUCUUUAGAAUUUAUUCGUGGAUCAUUUACAUCCAUAGAUUCGUCCGACUUCUCAUGUGAUGAUGGUUCUAAAGCGAGGGCAAAUGUGACGUAUGAAAAUGUGGCUGGAGUCAUAGGAGGAUCGUAUAGUAGUGUUUCGAUUCAAGUAGCAAAUCUUCUGAGACUCUUUAAGCUACCGCAAAUAAGCUAUGCCUCAACAAGCGCCGAUUUGAGUGAUAAGGCUAGGUAUGAUUAUUUUUCCCGAACAGUUCCACCGGACAAUUUUCAGGCUAAAGCUAUUGUGGAUAUUGUGGAAUAUUUCAACUGGACAUACGUGUCCACAGUAGCGUCAGAAGGAGACUACGGCCAGUCGGGCAUUGACGAAUUCAAAGAAAAGGCAAAGGCACGAAAUGUUUGCAUAGCAGAGUCUAUAAAAAUAUUGUCCAAUUCAAAUCCAUCAACGUUUGAUGAUGCCAUUAUUAAAUUAAAAGCUAAAGAAAACGCUAGAAUUGUGGUGCUUUUUUUGCGUAUUGAGGACGCAACGAACUUGCUAAAUGCAGCGACACGAAAAGGUGUGGCCUCAAGAUUUAUUUGGAUAGCUAGUGACGCAUGGGGGACGCAGGAAAAACCUGUCCAGCAAAAUGCAGAUGUUGCUGAAGGGGCAUUGACGAUUGAGUUGCAAUCUACAUUAAUUCCUUCUUUUGAUAGAUAUUUUAUGUCACUGACCCCAUCUAACAACAAAAGAAAUCCCUGGUUUCCAGAAUUCUGGGAAAAUGUACACAAUUGUUCUCUUUCAGACAAAUAUCAAGACCAGAUUGAUAAACCAAAAUGUAAUGGUAGCGAAAGACUGUCAUCUGCAACAUUUAAACAAGAAACGAAAGUGCAGUUUAUUCAUGACGCGGUACAUGCUAUUGCUAGAGCAAUUGACGCAAUGUUGAACGCAACCUGCAAAACAGAAGAUUUAUGUGAUGAAAUGCGUCAAAUUAAUGGAAAAAUUUUGAGAGAUUAUAUUCUAAAUACGACUUUUGACGAUGGUUAUGGUGCUCUUGUCAAAUUUGACGAAAAGGGUGAUGCUAUGGGGAGAUACAACAUAAUGAAUUUUCAGUGGAACGAAACAUCCCAUUCCUACCAAUAUUCCACUGUAGGAAGCUGGACAGACAGAUUGUCGCUAGAUACGGACAAAAUUAUUUGGGCGGGACGAACCAAGGAGACACCGUCAUCGAGAUGUAGCAGGCCUUGUAACUUCAACGAAAUCAAAUUUGUUGGUAAAGAUGGCGACACCUGUUGUUGGGCCUGCAUUAAAUGCCAAGAAUGGCAGUUUCUAAAAGACGAAUUUACUUGUGAAGAUUGUGGAGAAGCGAUGUGGCCUAACCCGGAUAAACGAGGUUGCUAUAGACUUCCGGAACAGCACAUAAACAUCGUUUCUGUUUAUGCCCUGAUUCCGGUAUUUCUUUCAUGCAUUGGGUUGAUCGUGACUUUCACGGUAAUUGUUACAUUUCUCAAACACAACGACACUCCGGUUGUUAUGGCGUCUGGACGCGAGCUAAGUUAUAUGUUAUUAAGUGGCUGUGUGUUGUGUUAUUUAGUUACAUUUGUUUUAAUUGCUCGCCCGUCGACGAUAACAUGUGCCAUACAGAGAGCCGGAAUCGGACUCGGUUUCUCUGUUAUAUAUUCCUCAUUACUGACCAAGACAAACAGAAUUUCACGUAUAUUUGACAGUGCAAGGAAGUCUGCGCGAAGACCUCCAUUUAUCAGUCCAAAGUCCCAAAUUGUGAUUACAUUGGUACUAAUAUCAAUUCAGGUGCUAUUCAGCAUUGUUUGGCUGGUCUUAGAAAGGCCGGGGACCAGACUUUACACUCCUAAAAAUAGACGCAAUGAAGUGAUUUUAAAAUGUAAAACAAAUGAUAUUUCUUUUCUAGUUUCAUUGCUUUAUAACAUAAUUCUUAUAAUCGUGUGUACCCUUUAUGCCAUAAAGACUAGAAAGAUCCCUGAGAAUUUCAAUGAAUCCAAAUUCAUUGGGUUCGCCAUGUACACCACCUGCAUCAUUUGGUUGGCGUUUGUGCCUAUAUACUUUGGGACUUUAAAUUCAUUUGAGGUACAGAUCACAACAUUGUGUAUUUCCAUUAGUCUCAGUGCGACCGUAGCCCUUGUGUGUCUCUUCACGCCUAAAAUGUACAUCAUAGUCUUCCAGCCUGAGAAAAAUGUUAGACGAUUAACGAUGAGUUCCGCCAGCUACAAAAAGCCCGCCACUAAUUCAUCCUCAGUAUUAGCCGCCAAUAACCACGAAUCAAGCUGUUUUGAUAGUUACACAAAUGAAAGGAUCAAGUUGAAUGUGAACUAUGACGAGAAACAUGGCGUUCGGACAGUUCCGGUUCCGGUUUCGGACACAAAUGGGGACCAGGACAGUUUACAUUCCCUCUAACAUCGUUACCUUUACUGUAUAUUCCUAUGAGUUAUUUCAUCUUGUUCGCGUAUUCACCUUAAAUUGCAUUAUUAGAUGAUGUACGUGUUUACCUAAGUUAUCCAUUAUCAUUUUCAAAUUCAUUGCUUUAAUUUUGAACGCUAAAUAUUGAUAUCCAUGCAUGGACACUGGUGUUAAUUAAGGGCAGAUGAUACAAACAUUUUUUGUUUCUUUGGAGGAGAUUUUUAUCAUGUCACAGGUUUCGAAAAGUGGAUAAUUCUUAGAAUUUUUUCUCCUAAGAACUUGAAAACGAAAUAGACUUGGAAAAUAUUAGUAAUACUAGAAUUUCAAAGAAAUUACUUGGUGCUAUAAGCGUGUAAUAUAAACUUUAGAAAAAUAUACCAAGCCAGGUGUAUUGUAUGAGGAAAAGCAAAAUGGUAAAAAUCAGCCUACGUGAUAUUGCUGAUUGUUUGCAAUUUAGUUUUUCCUCAUAAAUUUCACCCGGCUUGGUAUAUUUUAUAAAAGUUUAUAUUACACUUUUAGCACCAAGGCAACAUAUUCUGAAAUUUGUUUUCAUCUGUAAACCUUUACUGAGUGUGAUUUGUCCAUAUUUGUUUUUUUAUUCAAACAUUACUAAUAUUUUCCAUGUCUAUUUCAUUUUCCAGUUCUUAGGAGAAAAAAUUUUAAGAAUAAGCCACUUUUCUAAACUUAUGACAUGAGUCUCCUCCAAAAAAAAAUUGUUUGUACCAUCUGUCCUUAAGCAGUAAAAUACUGUUUGUUGUCCAUAUUGAACAAUGAAACAUGGAGAUAACGAACAGUAUUUAAGCUCAACGUCCAUUCAAGCAAUGCAAAUCGUGAGCUGAGGAGACACGGACCUCAAAACACAUCAGAAUUGGGAUCAGGUGCUAUGGAGGAGUACAUGUAAGAAUACACUACUAAAUUCAUGCCUAUACUUCUUAUUCUGUCGAGCCUGAACUCCAUAUCGUGAAUUGUGAUUUUUCGCUUGCAGUUAUGAACUAAAGACACUUUGUUUUUAGUAACAUUCAGUCCAAAGUUUUCCGAUAUGAGAAAUGGGAAAAUUCUUGGACUACUUUCAUCAAAACACGGUGCAUAUCUGCGAAAAAACCCUCAAUAUGUACUUUCAAGCAAAUUUGCAGACGAGUUGCCGCUUUUCAUACUCUUGAUCAUUGUUAUACAAUCGACAUGAUGAGAUUGAAUCCAGUUCAAAUCACCUGAAAUUCGUGUUGUUAAAAUACAUGUAUCCAUAUAUGAUGUUAAACCUGCAUGUGUGUAUUACAUGCUUCAUAUAAUAUAUGUGAGUAGCAUUUGUACAUUGUCAAAUAAAAUCUAUGUUAAAAAUCAUAA
Saccostrea cuccullata (small rock oyster) is the source of this 4495-nucleotide messenger RNA. Its product is annotated as metabotropic glutamate receptor-like. Gene Ontology annotation, molecular function: group II metabotropic glutamate receptor activity. The transcript is spliced from 6 exons. The record is from RefSeq and is a predicted model, not a curated record. Lineage: Eukaryota; Metazoa; Mollusca; Bivalvia; Ostreida; Ostreidae. The coding region runs from base 416 to 3151 and encodes 911 amino acids. Gene Ontology annotation, cellular component: plasma membrane. Gene Ontology annotation, biological process: G protein-coupled glutamate receptor signaling pathway; regulation of synaptic transmission, glutamatergic.